Molecule: messenger RNA, 1616 nt
Organism: Anoplopoma fimbria (sablefish)
Lineage: Eukaryota; Metazoa; Chordata; Actinopteri; Perciformes; Anoplopomatidae
Gene: nectin1b
Product: nectin cell adhesion molecule 1b
Biological process (GO): protein localization to cell junction; heterophilic cell-cell adhesion; homophilic cell-cell adhesion
Cellular component (GO): adherens junction
Source: RefSeq, a predicted model, not a curated record
UCAGGUUAUCUUAUCAGACGAGAUCCGGAUAGUUUGAGGAGGAGCCAUGGCGAUGUGUGCGGGGAUAUGGAUGCUCCUGCUGAGCCUGCACGUCCAAGCUGGAAACGGGCAGAUGGUGCAGAUGGACUCCAUCAAGUCCGGCUUCGUGGGCUCACAAGUGGAGCUGCGCUGCAUCUUCAUCAACAGCAACCCGCCGGUUAAGAUCUCCCAAGUCACCUGGCAGAAGCUCCUCAACGGCACCAAGCAGAACGUGGCCAUAGCCAACCCGGCCCUCGGCGUGUCCGUCCUGCCGCCCUUCAAGGAGCGCGUCACCUUCAAGCAGGCGGCGGUCCGCCACCGCACGCCCUCCCUGGAGGACACCACCAUCGUGUUCUCCAGCCUGCAGCUGUCCGACGAGGCUGCGUACAUCUGCGAGUAUACCACGUUUCCUGCAGGAAACCGGGAGAACAUGGUCAACCUGACUGUAUAUGCUCGGCCUAUGACACGCAUGACCUUGACAACGCCCACGAUCGUGGCCAGGGCCUCCAAACGCAAGAUGACCGUUGCAACUUGCCUGUCAGCCAACGGGAAGCCCCCGAGCGUGAUCAAAUGGGACACCAGGUUGAAGGGCGAAGCCACCUUCCAGGAGAUACGCAACCAAAACGGGACGGUGACGGUACGGAGCAACUACGUGGUGGUGCCGAGCCGCGAGACCCACAAGCAGAAGCUCACGUGCAUCGUGACGUACCGGGAUGAAAGGAUCACAGACAGCGUGGUGCUUAACGUGCAGUAUGAACCUCAGGUGAAGAUCGAGGGCUUUGAUGGAAACUGGUUCCUGAACCGUCAGAAUGUUCAGCUGACCUGCAGGGCUGAUGCCAACCCCCCUGUCACCAUCUACCAGUGGAAACUCUUGAACGGCUCCCUGCCCAACAAUGUGGAGAUCAGGAACAACACCCUGUUCUUCAAGGGGCCGGUGACCUACGACCUGGCCGGCACUUACGUCUGCGACGCGACCAACGGCAUCGGGACCCACACCGGCAUCGUGGACGUCAACAUCACAGAAUUCCCUAACAACUCGUACACUGAAGGCGAUGAGAUCCCGAAGGAGCAGCACAAUGCAGGUGCCGCCAUCGGGGGCGCUGUGGUGGGAGUGGCCCUGUUGGGCUUGGCGGCCAUACUGCUCUUCGUAUUCCUGCGCCGCCGCCAGCGCACCUUCAAGGGGGACUACAGCACCAAGAAACACGUGUUCGGUAACGGGUACAGCAAGGCUGGCGGCCUGCCCGCCCACCCGCCCAUCCCCAAGAACCUCCAGUACCCGGACGACUCGGACGACGAGAAGAAGCCAGCCCAGAUCGGCGGCCGGGGGUUCGAGGCGAGCGAGCGCGAUUUUGACGGGGAGCAAGAGGACCUGAAGAGGCCCUAUUUCACUGUGGGAGGGGAGAGCCGAGAUUAUGACGAGCGGACUCUGGCUUUCCAGUAUGACCCUGAACCUGAGAUAGCCGACGAUAUGAUCUCUCAAACCGACGGCUCUGUCAUUUCUAAGAAAGAGUGGUACGUGUAGUGGCAUGCAGCAACCAAACCAAACCCUUCCACCCCCCACCCCACCCCCACCUGCAUUCCACUGUACCCUUCACCUC